ACCGCAGGCUUCGACAUUGCCAUCACAAAAAGAGAAAAGAAGGUUUGAGUUUCUCGGUCUGUUGCAAUCUCAUCAUCUGUCUCAUCUAUCAUCUCUUGGAUAAACUCUCCAUCGCCGCCUUUGACAUCAUUAUCACCUUGGAACACGACAACCACAACAAAAUCAGCAUAUAGAAAAAUGAAGACGACAAUUUUCUGGUUGGCGUCAAUCACGUGUCUGCCAAGUUCAGCAUGGGCCCUAUCAUUGUACAUGGGAACAGGCAAUACGUUUGGUCGAACCUUUCGCAUAUCGACGUUUGGAGAGUCUCAUGGAGGUGGUGUGGGAGUCACGGUGGAUGGUUGUCCACCCCGUAUUCCGUUGACACGAGAAGAAAUUCAAAAAGAUUUGGAUCGUCGUCGACCAGGACAAUCCAGAAUCACCACUCCACGCAAUGAAGCCGAUGCGGUCGAAAUUCUGUCGGGCUUGUCCCCCGACGGCAUCACCAUUGGGACACCCAUUGGCAUGCUCGUGAGAAAUAAGGAUCAACGAUCCCAAGAUUACAUGGACAAUGACAUGAAAGUCGCCUACCGACCUUCCCAUGCCGAUGCCACCUACGAUGCCAAAUACGGUGUUCGCGCCAUUGCGGGUGGAGGACGUAGUUCGGCACGAGAAACCAUUGGACGCGUCGCGGCAGGAGCCAUUGCCCGCAAAAUUCUCAAACUCUACAAUAACAUUGAAAUUCUCGGAUAUGUCUCCAAGGUACAAGAUAUCGAAUGUCAAAAUGUCGACGAUGAUACCUUUACCAUGGAACAAGUAGAUGCCAACAUUGUUCGAUGUCCCGAUCCGGAAUCCGCCGAACGCAUGCUCGAACGCAUCGAUUCCAUUCGCAAAGACGGAAAUUCCAUUGGCGGGGUCGUCACAUGUGUCGCUCGCAACGUCCCAGCGGGGCUAGGAUCGCCCGUUUUUGACAAACUCGAAGCCGAUCUCGCGAAGGCGUGCAUGUCUAUUCCAGCCGCCAAGGGAUUCGAAUCGGGAUCGGGAUUUGCCGGGACGCUCCUCACGGGAAAGGAACACAAUGAUGAAUUCUACAUUGACCCCGAAACUGGGGCCACACGGACCAAAACCAAUCGAUCCGGUGGAAUUCAAGGUGGAAUCAGUAAUGGAGAAAAUGUUGUCAUUCGAGUCGCCUUCAAACCUACUUCGACCAUUGGAAAGGAACAGAACACGGUUACUCGAGAUGGAACCGAAGUUUCCUUGCGAGGCAAGGGUCGUCAUGACCCAUGCGUCCUCCCUCGGGCCAUUCCCAUGGUUGAAGCCAUGGUGGCCAUUACGCUUUUGGAUGCACUCAUGAUGCAACAAGCACAAUGUGAACUCUUUCCCAAUGAAGCAGAGGAUAUCAAUCCCAUGGGAACGUCGGUCGUGGGAAGAGCGGCACCCGCCGCAGCAACUGUUGGUGGACAUGCCGAAGCGCCCAAAGCAGUAGAUCAAAGAAUUGAUGAAGAGUAAUUAAAAAACGCAAAUGUAUCUU
Seminavis robusta is the source of this 1507-nucleotide messenger RNA. The record is from the annotation of a GenBank genome assembly. Lineage: Eukaryota; Bacillariophyta; Bacillariophyceae; Naviculales; Naviculaceae.